Rhagoletis pomonella (apple maggot) is the source of this 531-nucleotide messenger RNA. Its product is annotated as transmembrane protein 134-like. Lineage: Eukaryota; Metazoa; Arthropoda; Insecta; Diptera; Tephritidae. The record is from RefSeq and is a predicted model, not a curated record. The transcript is spliced from 2 exons. Bases 1 to 531 code for a protein of 176 amino acids.
AUGCAAAACAAUAGCAAUUCUGGCCGUCAAGGUAAAGAGAAACGUUUCUCUAUACACGACGCAUUCGAAGAGGAGACAGACGAGGCAAUACGCGUUUAUGGUUCCACAGUGAUUUCAACGCCUAUGCGUGCCAAGCAACGUUCAACGGACGAUGUCUCCAUUCGCAUACAGGAUCCCAAAAACUACACCAAAUAUGCUGAGGAUACGACAUCGCGUGACAGCGACUCGCUAAUUCAAGAGUAUGGCAAUAUACCCACAGAGGAGACCAACACAUACUGUUGGCGGCAUCCGAAGGUGCGCGAAAAUUGGCGAACUGUAUUAGCUGCCGUCACAUUGUUGAUUGUUGGCACCGGUCUCUUUGUAUUCGGUACAUUCGCUGUCGCAGAUCCGGCGAACACAUCACAAGGUGUGGUGUUCUUUGUAGCUGGCCUAAUCUGCUUUAUACCGGGCGCCUAUCAUGUUGUCUACAUUUGGCUGGCAGCCAAAGGAUACCGAGGGUUCGACUUCUAUCAUCUCCCGUUGUUUACAUAA